CUUAGUUUAAACCGGACUCCCGCUACAGAGAGAGGUGUCAGGUUUCCUCGUGAGAUGUGAAGCUAAGCUAAGCUAGCCCUCCAUCAUCAGCAGCGGAGAGUCUCGAUAAACUGACCCGCUCCUGGUUCACCUCAGCGGACCGUCCGUGGACCAGCACCGCGCUGUGGAGGCCGACGUCAUGGCGGAGGUAGCGGACAGCGGCUCGGCUCACACCGGGAAGAGGAGACAACCGGCGGGGAGGAAGAGCCGCCGGAGCAAGAAGCCCUCCAGCCGGGUGAGUCUGGAGAAAGUUUUGGGCAUCAGCACGGCCAGCAGCAGCGGUUUGACCUCUGACCCCAAAUCUGGGCUCAUCGCCUACCCUGCAGGGUGCGUCAUCGUUCUGCUUCACCCGAAGAAGAACAAACAGCGUCACAUCACCAACGUGUCCAGGAAACCCUUCAGCGCUCUGGCCUUCUCCCAUGAUGGAAAACACCUGGUCACUGGUGAGAGUGGUCACAUGCCCUGUGUGCGGGUGUGGGAGGUGGAUGGAGGUCAGGUGGCCGAGGUUCAGUCUCAUAAAUACGGAGUUUCCUGCGUCGCGUUCUCCACCAACAGCAGCUACAUCGUGUCUGUGGGUUACCAACAUGACAUGACUGUUAGUGUGUGGGACUGGAAGAAAGGUGCAAUCAUCGCCUCCAACAAAGUGUCCAGCCGAGUGUUCGCCGUGUCGUUCUCUCAGGACAACAGCUACUUCGUCACCGCAGGAAACCGACACGUCAAGUUCUGGUACCUGGACGCCUCCAAAGAACGACGGGUGAACAGCACGGUGCCUCUGAUUGGUCGGUCAGGGUUGCUAGGCGACCAUAAGAACAGCGUGUUCAGCGGGGUGGUGUGUGGGCGUGACCUCAUGGCGUCCAGCACCUACUGCAUCACCAGCUCCGGUCUGCUGUGUCUGUUUAACAGCAGCCGACACCUGGAGGCCUGGGUCAACCUCAAGACGUCGGCGGCGAGCUGCCUGGCGGUCAGCGAGGACUUAAUCUUCUGUGGUUGUGCUGACGGAGCCAUCCGAGUGUUCAGUCCAUCCAACCUCCAAUACAUCACCACUCUGCAGCGCCCUCACCGCCUGGGGGUCGACCUCACGCAGAUCGGCGGCCUGUUACCUGCCGGUUCUGGUGCGCGGUACCCUGACACGUUGGCCGUGACCUUUGACCCCGUGGCCAGACACCUGACCAGUGUGUACAACGACCACAGCGUGUACGUGUGGGACGUCAAAGACGUGAGGAACGCGUGGAAGCUGUACUCAGCUCUGUACCACAGCAGCUGUGUGUGGAGCGUCGAGGUGUAUCCAGAGCAGUCAGACGGGUCUCCGGCUCGUCUUCCUCCCUCCUCCUUCCUCACCUGUUCCUCUGACAACACCGUCAGAAUCUGGACCACCGACCCGCCCCCUGGACAGGGGAACCUCUACAGCAACGACCUGCAGAGGAUCCUGUACGUUGGGGAGAACACGCAGCACCUGCAGGCCGAGGGGGAUCGGGGGAGGGAGGCCGCCGCCGGGUCUGAUGGGAAGUCUGGCGUCAGAGUCCUGAGCAUCAGUCCUGAUGGACGACACCUGGCGGCCGGAGACCGCUGUGGAAACCUGCGUAUCUUCGGUCUGGAGUUCCUGGACGAGCUGGUGAAGAUCGAGGCUCACGACUCGGAGGUGUUGUGUUUGGAGUUCUCUCCCACGUCCACAGGUGUGAAUCUGUUGGCGUCGGCCAGCAGAGAUCGACUGAUCCACAUCUUCAACCUGGACAAGAACUACAGUCUGGAGCAGACUCUGAACGACCACUCGGCCUCCAUCACCGCCGUGAAGUUCACUGGUGAGAGUCCAGAGGUCCGGAUCGUGAGCUGUGGAGCCGACAAGAGCAUCUACUUCCAGAAGGCUGAGCAGAUGGUGGAGGGUCCGUGGUUCUCCAGGAGUCACCACGUGGUGGAGAAGACGACUUUGUACGACAUGGACCUGGACUCAUCGAGGACUCACGUCGCCGUCGCCUGUCAGGACCGAAACGUCAGGGUUUACAACGUGGAAACUGGGAAGCUGAAGAAGUGUUUGAAGGGCUCGACUAGCGAUGAAGGAGCGCUGCUGAAGGUCCAGAUGGAUCCGUCCGGGUCAUACUUUGCCACCAGCUGCUCCGAUAAGGACAUCACCAUCUUUGACUACGAGUCAGGAGAGUGUGUCGCCACCCUGUUCGGACACUCUGAGAUCGUCACAUGUAUGAGGUUCAGUCGGGACUACAGACACCUCAUCACUGUGUCUGGAGACAGUUGUGUGUUUGUGUGGAGGCUGGACUCUCAGAUGACCAGCACCAUGAGGAAGAGGCGGGGCCUCAAACUGUCCACCAGCAAACAUCAAACCAUCAGGAGGGAGACCUUCAUUACUGGACCCUCCUCUCAGCUGCCUCAGAUGGAGGAAGAGGCUGACCUCGGGACUCCAGACAGACUGGACUCUGUUCAGGACGCUCCGCUGCUUCAGACCAACGGGAAGCUGCCCAUGUGGUUCAGAAAGCUGCAGGGUCAAGGCGACGCCUCCUCUGCCAUCCAAUCAGCCGCGGAGCCUCGUCAGGUGAGGAGCCGGUGGGCGGAGCAACUGAACCCUCUGACCAUCUGCUCCAACUCCUCCCCGAGUCCCACCAAGAGUCAGGAGGAGGAGGAGGAGGAGGAGGAGGAGGAGGGGUUUAGAGAGGAGGAGGGAGACUUCCAUCCUCAGAGUCUGGAAAGUAUGCUGGAAGAUGAAGAGCAGGAGGAGGAGGAGGAGAACAAGGAGGAGGAGGUGCUCCAGAAUCCAGGUGACAACAGCAGCUACAUCAUCUACCCCUCCUCCUCCACCACCACCAUCAGGGAGUUUGACCCCCGGCGAUGUCUCGCCCAGCCGGAGGUCAAAGGUCAGACGGCGUGGGGCUCUCAGCGGAGUCCGGACUCCGCCUGCUCCGAAGACUCAGCGGGAAGCGUGGAGCAGCAGCAGGACGCGGACACCGACUCCCUCAGUCAGGGCAGCUCGGUGGGCAGUUUGGUUCUGGAGGACGAGGAGGACAGAAACUCUCUGAAGGACCACUUUGAUACUCUGGCCUCCAGUCUGAGCGACGAGAAGUUUGACACCAACCUGAGCACCCUGCAGCCUCCGGGGGAGACGCACUACCUGAACCCUCGGCUCAGCAUCUCCACCCGCUUCCUGUCCCGCUUCCAGGACCGAAUCAGGACGGGGCCCAGCAGAGCUCCGCCCUUCAUCUCCAUGCCGACCAGAAUCUUAGAGGAGAGCAACGUCAGCAACACAAUGGAGUCGAGCAGCGAGGCCUCCUCAGCUGAGCCUCAGAAAAACAACAACAACAACAACAACAGCAGCAGUAGCACCCUUCGUCGUAGAGCUUCCUGCAUGAUUACCCAUCAGCCCCUUCGCCGCCCGAGACGCCGACGACACACUGUGGUGGUCGUCCAGUGCAGAGAAACGCUGCGAGACGUCACCUCCAGGACUCUGGGGGCCCAGAUCAUCUGUGUGGCGCCUCCGGUCCAGGUGGAGGGGCCUCGGCUCGGAUACCUGGGAACCACCGCCAGCUCCAGGGCCAAGCUGGGCCAGGACCCCCCCUCGUCCCCCCAGGAGGAGGAGGAGAAGGAGAACCUGUCCUCCGACCUCCAGCCUCUUGCCCCCCUGCUGUCUGCUGGUCUAGACCUCCUCGGCACCAAACCAGACCCCUGUGAGGACCAGACCAGCAGCGUCGCCCUGCAGGUGUUGGCCACGCCCACCACGGUGAUGUCACAGGGCGGAGUCAGGCGUUUCAGCAGCAUCAGCAGCCUCGAGAAGACUCUGGUGAAUCAGAACCUCACUUUCAGCCCCGCCUCCUUCAUCACGGCCACGCCCAUUUCCUGUGACGUCAUCAGGUGCUCCACCUCCAAGAAGGAGGGGGGCCCAGGAGGACCCGAGACCAGUAUCUGGACUGACCCAGAUGCUGACCCGCCCACCUGCUCCUCCUCUCUGUCAGAGAAGCCCCGCCCCCCUCUAGCGGGUGAUGAUGAUGAAGGUGGUGAUGAAGAGUCGGUCUCUCUGCAGCAGUGCCAGCAGGUGGCCAACGAGCUGAGGCAGACGGCCAGACGAGCCCUCCAGCUGUACCAACAGCUCGGCGCGGCGGCCGGCGGUUCAGAGCGCCGUCUUCAGAUGUCCUCGGUCCUUCAGGGUGCGCUUGAUGUCGUUCACUCAGAGCUGCAGGCGGUGCUGUGGGGGGGCGGAGCCUCGGCUCUACCGGGGGGCGGAGCCUCGGCUCCACCGGGGGGCGGAGCCUCGGCUCCACCGGGGGGCGACGGGACGGCGGCUCUGCUGGAGAGAUACUCUGAGCUGCUGGUUCAGAUGACCCAGAACAAGCUGAACCGGGUCUGAACCGGGACCAGAACUCGUGACCAGUAUCAGUAUUCUACCUGAAGCACCUUAUGUUUUAUUCGUGUACACUGUUGUACAUAAACUGUAGUUUUAUGUUUAUUAAUAAUAAAGGUUUUAUUCCAGACUUCA
Molecule: messenger RNA, 4513 nt
Organism: Cyclopterus lumpus (lumpfish)
Lineage: Eukaryota; Metazoa; Chordata; Actinopteri; Perciformes; Cyclopteridae
Gene: wdr62
Product: WD repeat domain 62
Exons: 34
Coding region: 179-4384 (1401 amino acids)
Biological process (GO): regulation of mitotic cell cycle; neurogenesis; mitotic spindle organization
Cellular component (GO): mitotic spindle
Molecular function (GO): protein binding
Source: RefSeq, a predicted model, not a curated record